This is a messenger RNA of Rasamsonia emersonii CBS 393.64, 885 nucleotides long. RefSeq lists its product as uncharacterized. The transcript has 3 exons. NCBI's taxonomy places the organism in Eukaryota, Fungi, Ascomycota, Eurotiomycetes, Eurotiales, Trichocomaceae. The coding region runs from base 1 to 885 and encodes 294 amino acids. The record is from RefSeq and is a predicted model, not a curated record.
AUGCCGAUUGAUCGUGCCGCCGUUCGCAAUGGCAGCAUCUACGACGGUGCUACAGGGGCCAGUUGGGGUGGAGUGAGACAAAACGGCGCCGUCACAGAGGCUGUGUUCCUCUCGAUUCUCUCUGAAAUUCUGCUCGUUGCACCCGCGCCAGUCACUGUCACAGUGAGAGCUUCAGGGCGAACUGUCUUGCCGACAAACAACCCCCUUGAGCCUGGCGCAUAUGAUGUUUAUUGCAACGGCAGGAUAGGCUCCAUCGAACUCACCAACGAACCAUGGGUACAUCGGAUCAUGUCGCAUAGUAUAUCGGGACGCGAGGACAGUUUCAGUGCUCAGGUACGCGCACGAGACGGAAAAUGUGUCCUAUCUGGCCUUCCAAACCUGAAUGCGCUCUUUGGUGACUGGUCUGGCUUUGAGAGCGCCCACAUUUUCCCGCUCGAGAAGGAAAACAUUUGGUCUGAGGACAAUUUCGGAAGAUGGAUAACUAAUAUGGACAAUACGAAUGGUGUCCCGAAGAUCAACUCUUGUCAGAAUGGUUUACUCCUGAGACGGGAUCUUCACCAGAGCUUUGAUAACUACUUAAUCUCGGUGAACCCAGAUGACGACUAUAAGAUUAUAGUAUUCAGUCUUGAUACCUUUGGUCUCGAUGGCAGAAGCCUAGACCCUGUAUGUCGCAACCCAGCAGACCCGAACCAUGUAUCCGACGAGUUACUUAGGUGGCAUUUCCGGCAAUCGGUACUUGCGAACAUGAGAGGAGCUGGCGAGCCUAUCUUCGAACACGACUUCCCGACAGGAACUGAUAUCAUGACGGAGAUCCGGGAAGGGCCUUAUGCGAAGGAAAGGUUCGAGAUGGAACUUUCUUCGAGGUUGCGUGCAUUCGAUGUUUGA